This is a messenger RNA of Phymastichus coffea, 3880 nucleotides long. RefSeq names its product inhibitor of nuclear factor kappa-B kinase subunit epsilon (gene IKKepsilon). Gene Ontology annotation, molecular function: protein serine/threonine kinase activity; ATP binding. Gene Ontology annotation, cellular component: cytoplasm. Gene Ontology annotation, biological process: peptidyl-serine phosphorylation. The transcript has 4 exons. The record is from RefSeq and is a predicted model, not a curated record. NCBI's taxonomy places the organism in Eukaryota, Metazoa, Arthropoda, Insecta, Hymenoptera, Eulophidae. Bases 807 to 3194 code for a protein of 795 amino acids.
UUACCAACAAGAUCUUAUGAUAUAAGUACGUAUGUAUUUGUUAACAAAAAUGUAAUUAACGAAUGCGUUUACCGAAUGUAGAAUUAACUUCAAAAAUAUUAAAACUGAUAAACCUCGCGUUUUCUAGCAAGAUAUCAAAAUGUUUCACCAAUUUAUUUACAUGAAUUACACGGGUGAUGCGGUUCUUCCCCGAAGCGUUGUUGACGUCCAUUAUCAUAAAAUAAUUGUGCUAUCACCGCAAAAUUAAAUUCUUUUGAGCACGCUUAAUUAAUGUAAACUCAAUAAUUCGCUGGGGAAUGCUACAGGAAAUAUCUUUGUAAUUCGCUGGGAGUUGGCAUUUCUAAGGGCUGUAAGGGUAGUUAAUAUUGAGGGUGAUAAAUGAAACGUAGUAUGCAAGUGCAUAUAAUCAAUAUGUACAACUAAAGUUUUCAUUUACUCCAUAUUUUGUUGUUAAUAAUAUGUACAUACAAUUUUAUCCCAUGUCCCUAUAGUCUGCCAUGUAUAAAUAUCCUAAGCGUUCGUUUUAAGGGUAAAUUUAUUAAUUGCGAUGUAUCUCCUUGAUAUAUAUCAUUAUAAUAAUCUUUUGAACCAAUAAAAAUAAUUAAUUAGUCAUUUUCUUUUAUUAUUUUUUCGUUAUUGAAUAACGUUACGAACUUCAGACUCAUACAAAUUUUACAUGAAAGUGUUUUCUUAGAGGUUAGAGUGGUUGACUAUUUUAGCCAUUUCUAGAAUGAAAAGGUAGUGAAUUAUCAUCUGUUUAAGCAAGACGCGAGUAUUUCAUCAGUAAUUUAGUAUCAGAUUUUGGCAUGUCAUUCCUACGAGGCUCUACCAACUAUGUUUGGUGCACAACAAGUGUGCUGGGCAAAGGAGCCACUGGUGCUGUGUUUCAAGGAGUUAACAAAAAUAAUGGUGAACCAGUAGCCGUGAAAACAUUCAAUCAAGUCAGUCACAUGCGACCACAUGAUGUGCAAAUGAGAGAAUUUGAAGUACUACGCAAAGUUAAGCAUGAAAAUAUUGUCAAACUUCUAGCAAUCGAGGAAGAGCAGGAUGGACGUGGAAAGGUAAUAGUAAUGGAACUAUGUACAGGAGGCAGUUUGUUUAACAUUCUAGAUGAUCCUGAAAAUACCUAUGGCUUAGCAGAAGAGGAAUUUCUUUUAGUUUUGGAGCAUUUAUCAGCUGGUAUGAAGCACUUGAGAGAUAAUAAUUUAGUUCAUAGAGAUCUCAAGCCAGGAAACAUUAUGAAAUUUAUUGCUGAAGAUGGUAGUACAAUAUAUAAACUUACUGAUUUUGGAGCAGCACGGGAGCUACAGGAAGAUCAACAGUUUGUAUCUCUUUAUGGCACUGAAGAAUAUCUUCAUCCUGACAUGUAUGAACGAGCUGUAUUAAGGAAACCAGUAACCAAAAGUUUUGGAGCAACAGUAGAUUUGUGGUCCAUCGGGGUUACACUGUAUCAUGUAGCUACUGGCCAAUUACCAUUCAGGCCAUAUGGUGGUCGUAGAAACAGAGAUACUAUGUAUUACAUUACUACUCAAAAGGCAUCAGGAGUAAUCGCUGGUUCACAGUCAAUCGAAUCUGGUCCUAUAGAUUGGAGUAGAGAGUUACCUGCAAGUUGCUGUUUAAGUACUGGUCUCAAGAGAUAUGUUACUCCUCUGCUAGCAGGCUUACUAGAAGCGGAUAAACAGAGAAUUUGGAGCUUUGAAAGAUUUUUCUCAAGGGUCACGGAUACUCUCUGUAGAAAACCACCAGUUCAUAUAUUUGAUGUUCAUGGCGGACAGCUGAUUAAAAUAUACCUACAUCCUGAGGAAGAACGUUAUGCUGCUUUUCAAAUACACAUUCAACAUCAGACAAAUAUUCAACCUGCAUCUCAAAUAAUUCUCAAAAAUUCAGUUCCUAUAUUACAAUUGAUUGAAGAAUCGACGCCUGGAAGAGGAUAUCCACCGACGUCCAUGGAUGAGCCUCUAUUUUUAUUUUCAGGGGAGAAUAAAAAUGUAACAUUACCCAUUGAAACAGAACUACCAAAGUUCCCAGUUUUUGCUACUUUAGUAUCAGUAGAGGCUGAUGCAAGUCAAGCCAAAACCGCGUGUUCAGUAGGACAUGAAUGUAGAAGAAGGAUUGAUAAAAUGGCCAGGUGUAGUAAAUUGUCGCAAGACGCAGUAGUUGCAUUUGUUGGCUACCUCAACACGAAACUCAACAAAGCUCUGGAUCAAUGCCAAAAAACAAAGGAUUUCACAAAGGCAGUGGAGGACUUGGCAAUAGCAGUCGAAAGAGGAGAAACGAUUGCUAAGCAAGUUUUUAUGAGUAUUAGAACGAAUCAAGGAUCAAAUUCAUUGCCAACUACUUCAUCCAUGACAUCGACAGGACCAACAUUGUCUUCUACCACACAUAACUCGAUGCUUCCGUCAUUUGAAGCAAAAAGUUGGAAAAAGGAACUGGAUACAAUGAGUAAUGAACUUUUUGGAAAGUUGGCACCAGCUAUUACUCAACUUCAUCAAAGACACGUGAGGGAGAACUGCUUGAAAAGCGAAUGGAAUACCAAUACGCGAAGUUUAUAUUGCCCUUGGGCAGCCAAAGCAAGUCCAAUAGCUACUACUUUAGUCGAACGUUUGAGAGACGGAUGGCAACAUCUUCUGCGGGACAGAGCUACGAGAAGCCUUACCUAUAAUGAUGAGCAAUUCCAUGUUUUAGAACGGAUCAAGGUGACUGAAACUGGACGUCGCAUGAAAGAGCUGCUUGACAAACAAGUUAGUCCAACAGUGAUCCAACGCUCCGAGUGCCUAGCCGAUUGGUACAAAUUGGCACAAACAGCCUAUUUACAAACGGAAAUUCUUGGAAAGGAUAUUGACAAUUAUGAGCGACAGAUUGAAACUUUUCACUUGCGUCUCUCUCAAGAAAGUAAAGAACGAUAUGAUCAUAUAUGCAGAAUGUUAGAUACGUGGUUGCCAACAGUAGGCAAACAAUAUAGCAAGAACGCUAAAAACACACAAAGCGAAAUGGAUGAAAGAAGAAAAAGACGAGCACUACUAGAAGAAGAUAAAUGGAAAGACAUCUGUUCGGUUCAAGAGAAAAUUGAAUUGAUAUUGUAUACGAAUGAUGCUCUAGUUGAUGAGCUAACUAGGGUAGCUAGUGAAAUGGCAAAUGUGUCACUUACAUCGUCUACUGAAGAGCAACUAGAAGUAUUGACUACGGGCUCCUAGUUAAUGGUGAACGAUGAAUUGAUAGCUGCUUUCUGCAAUUAUGUACAUACCAAAUUUAGGACAAUGCGUUUCAUGUAAAGGUUGAAUGUCUGGGGGAUGGUUUGUAUGUUGUGAUAUUGAAAUUUAUUUGUAUAUCAAAAAUUGUUAACAAUGGCGAGAGUAGUGAAAUACUCAGACAAUGAGAUGUUACAUAAAAGUAGCAUUAUUAAACUAACAGACAUCGACAAAGUAUUUUUCAGAAGCCGUGAUGAAUUAUUGCGUUCUGUAGGUAUUAAAUUAUACAAUAGUAUGUUUCUGGAGCUUGUCACAUUCUUUUCAUCAAAGUCUUGGUCAAAAUGCAAGUAUGUAAGUCAGAAUUUUUUGCAAAAAUUAAUUUGAUUAAUUUUAUAAAAUUAUUUGUUUAAUUUAUUUUGAGAUAAUAUGACAAUCGUAAUAUUAAAAAAGAGAAUUUAAAUGCUAAAUAGGUCUGAAUAGCAUUACUUAUUUCCAUAUGAUUUCUUAUAUUUAAUUUUUAGAUAAGAAAAGUAGAAAUAAAAAGUUUUGCUAUGAAAUGUGCAUAUUGACGCGUUUUUAGGAAAAGAUAACAAAAUAUAUAACUUUAUAAAACUGAUUGUACAUAAUUACGAUUCUAUGAAUAAGUCUUACGAAGAAAGAGAAAGAAGUAUUGAUUUGUGUUUUGUAAAAAC